Columba livia (rock pigeon) is the source of this 3859-nucleotide messenger RNA. RefSeq names its product biliverdin reductase A (gene BLVRA). The coding region runs from base 423 to 1472 and encodes 349 amino acids. Gene Ontology annotation, cellular component: cytoplasm. The record is from RefSeq and is a predicted model, not a curated record. Gene Ontology annotation, biological process: heme catabolic process. Gene Ontology annotation, molecular function: zinc ion binding; biliverdin reductase [NAD(P)H] activity; nucleotide binding. The transcript is spliced from 8 exons. Lineage: Eukaryota; Metazoa; Chordata; Aves; Columbiformes; Columbidae.
ACUCGCCCCCUUGACCAGACUGGCGAUGGUUUGGUGCCGGCUCCAAAGGACGCAAAGGCCUGAGCUAAUGCCAAUCCAUGAACUCCUCUAGUUCACCACAAAGGAGCAGUGAUACAGGGAUCACUGAUGCCUAUGAGCCUGAACACCGAUCAUGCGGUAGACGUAUGAAUAGCGAGUAGCUUUUCCAAGACUCAUUUAUCAAGGAACAAAGGAAGCUGUGGGUACAAGGAGUCUCGUGUGUACCUUUCCACCACAUAUGAUUUGACUACAAGCCGACCACUUUAAUCUAUAAAUAUGACAGCCUACGUGAGCCUUCUUUGAGCUCUCUCUGCUAGGCAGCGUGGCUGCAUGGUGGUGAUCUUCCCUUGAGCUGCUGGGACACCUCUCAGGGUUGCUCCUCAAGGCAGAGAAACCUUUUGCCAAUGGCGGAUCUUUGGUGGAUCCUUCCAGUGGCUGGGCUCAGACACACCGUGUGUGCAAUAGCUGCCCCUGAAUCUUCAUGUCCCCGGUUGCUGGUAUCUGGCCAUCUGAGUCCCCCUCUACUCACAGGAGCAGUGGGAUGUGGCUGCCAGAUUAACAAAAUGUUUGGGACUGUGGUGGUUGGAGUUGGAAUCGCUGGCUUAGCACGGAUCCGAGACUUGAUGAAUCCAAUGCCUUCCAGCCCUUCUGAACACCUCAAACUCUUUGGAUUUGUAUCCAGGAGGAGUUUUGGCAAUAUUAAUGAGGCCAAGCAGAUUAGCCUGGAAGAUGCUCUAACAAGCAAAGAGGUCCAUGCAGUCUUCAUCAGCACAGAGAACAGAAGCCAUGAAGAAACCAUCAGAAUGUUUUUAGAAGCUGGGAAACAUGUCCUCGUUGAGUACCCCAUGGCUUUGUCUGCUAAGGCAGCCCAUGAGCUUUGGGAGAUGGCUGAACAGAAAGAUAAAGUACUCCAUGUGGAGCACAUUGAGCUUCUGACCGAAGAGUACAAGCAGCUGAAAAAAGAAGUGACUGGGAAAGACCUUGUGAAGGGAACAUUGCAUUUCACAGGUAGUGUCCUCGAUGAAAACAAAGCAGGAUUCCCAGCUUUCAGUGGAAUUGCCCGACUGACUUGGCUGAUUGACCUCUUUGGAGACCUCACUGUCACCUCUGCCACCAGAGUAAUGCAGAAGGAUAAGAAUUAUUCCAGAAUGACUGUUCACUUUGAGACAACAAACAAGAAACCUCUGACUUGGAUUGAAGAAAGGGGACCAGGGAUGAGACGUGAAAAGAAAAUCAACUUCUGUUUCACAAGUGGUUGCCUGGAGGACUUCCCUCAAGCCCCAAGGUCUGCCAUGGGCCUCUUCAUGCAGGAUCAGAACCUCUUUGCCAAAAAACUGCUGGGCCAGGUAUCCAAGGAAGAGCUGGCUGCUGAGAAAUGGCGAAUUUUGCGGUGUCUUGACCUUGCUGAGGUGAUUCAACAGCACUGUGAACAGCCAGAGGAAAUCUGUUCCUGAGACUGCUGUUAGGGAAGGAGGAAUGUGGCAGACGGGAAAGCUGUAGGGCUAGAGUGCACUGUUGCCAUCAGGCAGUUGCUAUUUCUGUUUCAUUGCCUUCUUUUUGACUAGUUGUGAUUCCUAGCUCUCUGGGUGGGCUGGAGAGCCUGGGCUACACCCUGUGCCUUCUUGUUUGCACCAGUACAAAGCAGCAUUACCCCGCUCUGAUGCGUUGCCUUCCUUUCAGACAGAUAGGAACCUAGCAGCAACAAGCUUUCCUGGGAUUCAGUUAGAAAUGUCCCUAAAAGCAGAUCCUGGAGGACUGCAAAUACUAGAUAUGGUUUUCCUUUCUGAGGUUUUUUCCGACCUCUAGUUGUCUGAAAAUGACAUCUGUCUAUUUAGUAAUGUUCAUGUAUUAUUAUCUAGAAAGAAGUACUAGCUAGAAUGAAGUUCCAAGUGAGAUUUCCACCUCAUUACUUGAUCAGCAGAACUUGUGCCACCACAGUCAUGACCUUUUCUUCCAGAUGCCCGGAAUUGUUCUGUGUGUUUGCUCUAAUUAGUGGUGCCUGUUUGAUGUGGGGUUUUUGUUUGUUUGUUUUGUGUUUGGUUUUGUUUUGUUUUUUGCAUUGGAAAUCAUCGGCCUUCAAAUAGAAUCUAUAUUGGUAUCAAACCAUAAGAAAAAUCUUGUCUCUUGAUAAGUGCAGCUUUGAGUCUACUCAGUUUCUCUGGUGCCCUGUGCCAACACAGAAAUAGUUUUCCAGCAGAGAUUAGAACAGUACAUUAAACUAAGGCAUCUCCUGCCUGCUUACUACAGAAUCUAAAUAUUUUCCUUUUUAUGUACUGGAAGCAGUGUAUUAUUGUCCUUCAUUCAUAUUCUCUAUCUAAUUCAGCAUAUGAACAGCUCACUGCUAAAAAUAAUAUACAUCCUACCUCUAGGAAAAAAACUACCUAACUCCUGGAAACAGUGAAAUUCAUUAGAAAACAUGAUAAAAUUAGAAUAGAAGUGUAGAAAAUGGAGCAAUUUGCAAAUAUAGCCAUGUGGUUAUGGGAUAUGUCACUUGUGGGAAUGGGUCUUUAGCAUUUUACAGUAGUCCCAGGGUCAUGUAUGAAGACAGUACCACUUCCCUGAAGAAGCAUUUUAGUUUUAGGAGAAGCCUAAACAGUGCACAUAACUAUUAACAAUUCCUCUGUUUGCCUUUUACUUUCUAAUUACAGCAUCUGUCAGUGUUAUAUUAAUAUAGCAACAAACUUCAGUCUGUGGAGUUGUUUUUUGAAACACAGAAUCAUAAUUUUGUUUCCAUGUUAUCACGUGGGCAAUUUUUUAAUAAGGGAGUAUAUAUGUUGUGAAUGUAUACCUAAUUAUAGCCAGUCAAUACUGAUGGAAAAAGUUCUUCCUCUGGGUAAAUCGUGUCCAUUCAGAAGUUGGAUACAGUUCAAUUAGCUGGAAACAGGGAAGUAGAGACUGUAUUUUUUCCCAAAUUGGUCAGAUUUGAGGGGCAACUGGAGCUUGAUACGUGAAUUAGUUCUGUGUGUGAAAUUUGUUUAAAUCUACUCUGUCUGUUAAAAUUGGUGAAAACUCUCCUGUUGACUUCAGUGGAUUGAAAUUCAUGUGGGUUGCCAACAGAUUUGUGCAGUCAGAUCAUGCACGUCUCCACCCAAAUGGACAGCUUACUGAGCAUUCAUAGGGACUUCUUUACUGAUGUGAUGGACUUUACUUGGGUAGAUCCGAUGAUGUGUGAGAGGGGAAAAAGUGGGUUUGUGGCAAAAUGGGGAAGUCCAUCUGGGCUGGGAGUGUGAUUAGAAUUUAGUGUUUAUAUCUGUCUUUUAUGUAUGGCAGCACAUGAGAGGUGAAAUAUGAGGUGAACACCACUUGUUUAUACACUAAUUCAAAACAGGUAGCUGGGGAGAGAGGACAAAGGGAAGGGAGAUUCACACUCCACAUCUAUAGGCAUCAAAAUUAGCCACCAUGUCUCCCCAGGCGUGCUCUGCAGUUGCUGGGGAGAGCAGUAUUCCUCUAAGAAAUGGAGAAUAAAUUCACGGGAACUCUGUAGAGCAGCAGCAUAACAUUGUGUCGUGAAUCACCCUCUGGAGAAGCUUGUUUCUAUAGAGAGUGCCUGGGGAAAUUAGCUGGUUAAUUUGAGCUAGGAAAGGCAGAUGCCUAGAGCUGGAUAUCCUGCGCUCUCCUCCACCCCCCUCCCAUUCCUCCUAGCUAACCUGCUUGCUUACUGCUGUCUGCCCUGCUCCUGGGAGCCUGCAGUGUUCAAAUGGCUUUUCCUUCAGCCCUGUGAAUUUGCUCAGGUAACACGAUGGUUUGUAUAUGAGAGCUACUGGAUGUCAGACUUCAAACGUACGUACUGUUUAACCAGAUGUUGAACUCACCAAUAAAAAUAUUGCAGUUCUUAAUCAUU